Messenger RNA from Euleptes europaea (tarantolino), 1050 nucleotides. Its product is annotated as selenoprotein Pb-like. Lineage: Eukaryota; Metazoa; Chordata; Lepidosauria; Squamata; Sphaerodactylidae. The transcript is spliced from 5 exons. Gene Ontology annotation, biological process: selenium compound metabolic process. The record is from RefSeq and is a predicted model, not a curated record. Gene Ontology annotation, molecular function: selenium binding. Gene Ontology annotation, cellular component: extracellular region.
GAAAAGAUGGGCUGUUCCACCUUAGCCACAACAACCUUGCUGGUAGGACUGGUGAUUACUGCCACACUGGCAGAAGUGGCUGAGAACAGGAGCCAAAUAUGCAAGCCUGCACCGCUCUGGAAGAUCAAUGGGACAGUCCCAAUGGAAGGGAUGGAGGGCCAGGUGACAGUAGUGGCACUGUUAAAAGCCAGCUGACAGUUCUGUCUCAAACAAGCUGCCAGUCUUGGCAGCUUGCAGAAGAAGCUGUCCCAUGAAGGGAUGGUCAAUGUAAGCUUCAUGAUUGUGAAUGAAAAGACUCCUUUCUCCCGAGCAAUGUAUUGGGAGCUCAAGCGGCAUGCUCCAGAGGGAAUGCCUGUUUACCAGCAGGAGAUCUUGGAACCUGAUGUCUGGCAAAUUCUAGAUGGGAACAAGGAUGACUUCCUGAUCUAUGACAGGUGCAGCAAGCUGACUUUCCAUAUCCAGUUGCCCUACAGUUUCCUGCACUUCCCUUAUGUUGAAGCCGCUGUACACUACACGUACCACAAGGACUACUGUGGCAAUUGUUCCUGGUACCAUUCUAAUAGCAUCCAAGAGAUAAGUAGCACAGCAGAGACUAGUGUGAUGACGACCGAGGCUUCCAGACACAAUGAAAAGAGCCCGGAAGUUUCCAGCCACAAGCAUGAAGGGAAGAAGAGCAAAGAGGCACCCAGCACUGUGGAGCACAUGGCCCAUCACAUUUCACAUCAUACAAUGAGCAGAAGCCACAGGGCCUUGGGUUUGGCCAGCACAUACCAGCCUGUGCCCCAUAAUCAGAGCCGACUGCAGAAGCAGCAGGAAGCAGAAUCUAACUUUAUCAACUUGCAAAAGAAGCUGUCCAUAAAAGGUGUGGCCAAUGUCACAUUUAUUAUUGUGAAUGAGAAGCAUAUAAAGUCUGAGAACAACUUUCAGGAAUUUAAGCAGUAUGUCCCGGAGGGAAUUCCCAUUUACCAACAAGAUAUCCUUCGGCCUGAUGUCUGGAGUGUUCUAGAUGGAUUCAAUUCUGAUUUCCUUUUCUGUCACAGGUCAAGAUAA